Messenger RNA from Saccharomycopsis crataegensis, 453 nucleotides. RefSeq lists its product as uncharacterized. The record is from RefSeq and is a predicted model, not a curated record. Bases 1 to 453 code for a protein of 150 amino acids. Lineage: Eukaryota; Fungi; Ascomycota; Saccharomycetes; Ascoideales; Saccharomycopsidaceae. The transcript has a single exon.
AUGUCAAAGCCUCAAAAAUCAUCUCCUUCGCUGAGACACGGCUCACAAUUAAGAAGACCCUCUUUCAACAAUAAUCAUAAACAAGGCACUACUACUUUGAAAAAGAAGAAAUCGUUUCAAUAUAACAAUAAAAAACCUUUGUUAAAAAAUACUGGUCCAGAUAUGACCACGAAGUCCCGGGAAAUAGCUUAUUUCAUGCAAACUACCUUCCCAGAUCUAGAUGAUGACCUCAACUUCGACACUUUUGUCAAUUAUUCAACCUCCUUGCUGUCAAAAUGUAUAUUUUCAAGUGUUGUUGAUAUUUUGUGUUUAAUUUCCGAUAAAUAUGAUUCCUCAGGUUUGGAAAAAAAAUAUUCAUUCAAUGGAGAUUCUACCUCAAGUAGUACGACCAGAACUUCUUCAGAAAUUGAUUCCUUAUAUAAGUUGGUGAUGUCUCUGGGAGCCUACGUGUGA